UCUCAGCAGCGCUUCCAGGCUGUCCUGGAGGAGAGCACAGUUCCUGCAGACAUGCCGUCGCUGUUCCACGUGCUCACUCUGACAGUCCUUGGGGCUUUAUGUGUGUAUGGUGCAGGUCAUCUAGAGCAACCUCAACUCUCCAGUACCAAAAAGCUGUCAAAAACAGCCCGCCUGGAAUGCGUGGUAUCUGGUGUAACCAUUUCUAAAGUGUCUGUAUAUUGGUAUCAAGACAGACCUGGUGAAGCCAUGCAGCACCUGCUACACAUUUUAUCUAACAACACCGUCAGAAGGGAAUCAGACGUUACACUGGGCAAGUUUGAGGCAGACAAGAAACCCGAAACUUCUACGUCGACCCUCACCAUUCACAAUGUACAGGAACAAGACGCGGCCACCUACUAUUGUGCCCUCUGGGAAGUGGGGCUAACACAUGGCAAGAGCAUCAAAGUGUUUGGUUCUGGAACACAGCUCAUUGUUACAGAUAGAAGCCUUGAUGUAGACAUGUCUCCCAAGCCCACUAUAUUUCUUCCUUCGAUUGAUGAAAUAAACCUCCAUGAGGCUGGAACACAUCUUUGCCUUCUCGAGAAGUUUUUCCCUGAUGUCAUUAAGGUCUAUUGGAAAGAAAAGAAUGGCAACAGAGUUCUGGAAUCCCAGCAGGGAAAUAUCAUCAAGACUAAUGAUACAUACAUGAAAUUCAGCUGGCUGACCGUGACUAAAAGGUCAAUGGAUAAUGAACUCGUAUGUAUCGUCAAACACCAGAAUAAUAAAAGAGGAAUUGAUCAAGAGAUUCUUUUCCCUUCAAUUGAGAAUAAUAAAAGAGGAAUUGAUCAAGAGAUUCUUUUCCCUUCAACUGAGAAUAAUAAAAGAGGAAUUGAUCAAGAGAUUCUUUUCCCUUCAAUUAACAAAGAGGUCACUACACAUGCCUGCGUGAAAAAAGGAAGUGAUUCCCUGCAGCUGCAGCUCACGAACACCUGUGCCUGCUACACCUACCUCCUUCUCCUCCUCAAGAGCUUGGUCUACUUUUUCAUCAUCUCCUUCUGUGUGUAUAGAAGAACAGCCGUCUGCGGCCACGGGAAGAGCUCGUGACAGAGGGCACCACAAAGGGGUCACCUUUCCUUCAUCAUCUCUUGUCUCUAAAAGUGUCUGCUGAGGAUCUAGCUGGGCUUCCUUUCUGGGUUUGGGUUAUUUCAGCUCACAUGUGUAUUCUUCUGUGUGCCAUUAUUGUGUAAGGGCUUUUCAAACCACUGGGCAAGCAGACAGUUUGACUCCAUAACAGGGAAUUCUACCAUUACUCAGGGGCAGGGCCCAGGGCUGGCCCAGGGGAGCCUCUCCCACCACUGUCCCCACAACCUCCUCAGGUCCUCCUGCCCCCGAGUCCUCGUGCCUCCUGAGGGCACACAGCGGGCAGCUCCCCUCUCCUCCCUCAGUGCCUCCACCCAAACCACGGCCCCCACCCUCCAUGCCACCCACCCUGGGGCCACCAGCUUUGCCACUUGAA
Molecule: messenger RNA, 1495 nt
Organism: Delphinapterus leucas (beluga whale)
Lineage: Eukaryota; Metazoa; Chordata; Mammalia; Artiodactyla; Monodontidae
Source: RefSeq, a predicted model, not a curated record